This is a messenger RNA of Drosophila kikkawai, 1366 nucleotides long. RefSeq names its product axoneme-associated protein mst101(1)-like. The record is from RefSeq and is a predicted model, not a curated record. Lineage: Eukaryota; Metazoa; Arthropoda; Insecta; Diptera; Drosophilidae.
AAAUACGAAUUCCUGGUUUACAAACAAGUCUACCAGGCCUAUAGACUCAGUUUUUAUACCUAGCCCUAUUUUGCCUAGGUUUUCUCAAAAUUUAAUGUUUUUAAAAAUUCAAAUUUAGAAAGAAAAAAAAUGGCGACGAUAGUGCGUCAGUUUACACGAUCCGCCGUCCGCCAACUCGGACAGCCCAGGUGGAACCGACUACUCCUGAAGUCCAACAUGAACUUGCACCUAGCCAUUUACCAGCCAAGGCAGUUCGGCCGGAAACCCGACGAUGGCUUUGAAGAUAGUGAAGACCAGGAGGAGGUGAAGGCCUGCAUAGAUUACAAGAAGAAUCCCACCAUCGAGGGACACGUGCCGCCAGAUUUGCCGGACCUACAGCCAGCAUGUCCCCAGCUUAAAAUAGCGAAGAGGCGAGAGUUCCUGAAGAAGAAGAAGUGCCAGGAACUCGAAGAUAAGGAAAAUAAUGACCCGUGUGCUAGCUUCUCGAGGAAAAGUCUCAUAUGGGGAAAGCCUAAAAUCCGGAUCUCUUUGAUCUGGCCCAAGAUAAUCAGUUGUCUGAUGCCCCUUUUAAAGCUGAGAUCCCUUGAUCUAGACCUAGUAUACCUCAACCAAGAGCGAACGUUCUGCAAGAAAGUCGAGCUGGAGCAAGCCUGUUUGGCUCCUGAGCCAACCCCAACAAAGCCAGUUCCACCCAAAAGCCAAAGGAUGGCCAGGAAGCGCAGGCAUUUCCAGGCAAAGCAAAAAAAGGAGGCGGAAGCCAAAGAGAAAGCCUUUGCCAUGUUGAAGCUCGGCUCCAAUUCGAACUUACAGCCCAAGGAGGACCUCAAGAUCGCCAAUAGCAGAGAUCUGGCUGAGCAGAUAAAGAAAUCAGGUCCUAAGCCCUAUGAGGCUUUCACCCAGCAAGCCGAGAUCAAACAGCUUUUGAAAGUUAUAAAGGGCAGGUGCAGGAAGAAGAGUGAAUUAUUCGAGAAAUCUAGAGAAGCCGAGAGUAAGAAGAAAGCUGAAGAAGCGGCUCUGAGAAACAAAAACAAAAUGGCUCAGAUUAGGAAGCUAUGCGAAGAAGCCAAGAAAAUUAAUGCUUUCAAAAUGGCUCUACUAAAAAAGCUGGGUGAUGAAGCUCAGCAGAGAACGCAAAGUAUAGAAGCAAAGCCAAGAAAUCAAUCCGAACAGCCCGCUGCCCAGAGGAGGCAUACGGCUCCGAAAUGCAACACAGAGUUGCCGGAUGGCAACUGAGUGGGCUCAAAGUAUAAUUUUGGACAACUUUUUCCCCUUUGAAAACAACAAAAACCAAUUGGCUCUACUUUCAAUAAAGUAAAGCAGAGCUGCCAUAAAUUAUUAUUAAAGUUGCUAACCGUUUUGGCCAGCA